AUCUAUCGAUCUAUCCUGUUGCUGUUGGCCUAACCAAUCAGGAAUGCCUCCAGAGUCAAUAACACAUUUAUAACAUGAUAUUGUACUUUUCAUAAACUUCGAUAGUAGAUAAUAAAGUGCGUGUGCAAAAAUUAAGCGAUACAACUCCACGUGUCCAGUGAGUGAGUAUCGAAAUCAAGAGGGAAGAAUAGAAUACUUCCAACCAUGCAACUGAUUUCCAGAACAGCCAAGAAGUUUUUGGGUAGGGCUUACAGUACUGGCAGACAACAGAAUGAGGUUGUCAUUGUCAGUGCCACCAGGACACCGAUUGGAUCAUUCCUUGGCUCGUUAUCGUCAGUAUCUGCUACGAAAUUAGGAGCUGUUGCCAUUCAGGGAGCUAUUGAGCGUGCUGGCAUUGCCAAGGACAACAUCAAUGAAGUCUACAUCGGGAACGUCUGUCAAGCGGGGCUGGGACAGGCACCCGCCAGACAAGCAACAAUAUUUGCUGGGCUUCCAAAAUCCACGAUCUGCACAACAAUCAAUAAAGUAUGUGCCAGUGGCAUGAAGAGCAUCAUGCUGGCCUCCCAGUCUCUUCGAUGUGGCGACCAAAAUGUGAUCAUUGCUGGUGGUAUGGAGUCCAUGUCCAACGUUCCGUACUACAUGAGACGUGGGGUCACACCUUACGGAGGUGUAAACCUCGAGGAUGGAAUUGUCUUUGACGGUUUGACUGAUGUCUACAACAAAUUCCACAUGGGCAACUGCGCCGAGAACACCGCGAAGAAGCACCAAAUAACGCGAGACGAACAGGAUGAAUUCGCCCUGAGCAGUUACAAACGUAGCGCAGCUGCUUGGGAGAGCGGAGCUUUCCAGGAUGAAAUAAUUCCUGUGAAUGUUCCUCAGAAAAAAGGGAAGCCUGAUCUAGUCGUCUCUGAGGACGAGGAGUACAAAAGAGUGAAUUUCGAGAAAUUCAAGGGCCUGAAAACUGUGUUUCAGAAGGAAAAUGGAACUGUUACUGCGGGCAACGCAUCUACCCUGAAUGAUGGAGCUGCUGCUUUGAUUCUUACAACAGCUGAUGUUGCUCAGAGAAUGAAUCUCAAACCAUUGGCUAGAGUUGUUGGCUUCCAGGAUGCCGAGACCGAUCCUAUCGAUUUUCCUAUUGCUCCAGCACUUGCCAUUCCCACUCUCCUGAAAAAAACUCAAGUUAAUAAAAAUGACGUAGCAAUGUGGGAAAUCAAUGAAGCCUUCAGCGUCGUAGUCGUCGCAAACCAAAAGAUUCUCGACCUAGACCCCAACAAAGUCAAUAUUCACGGUGGUGCGGUCUCUCUCGGGCAUCCUAUCGGUAUGUCAGGAGCGAGAAUUGUUGUACACCUGGUGCACGCCCUGAAGCCUGGACAGAAGGGAAUCGCCGCGAUCUGCAACGGUGGCGGUGGGGCCUCCUCCAUAAUGAUCGAGAAAUUAUCGCAUCCAGUCUCAUCGCCACCAAGGUUGACCCUCUUCACAAAAAAUCCCUGUCCACUCUGCGACGUCAUGAAAGAAACCCUGAAAUCUCAAUUUCCCGGACGCUACCAGCUAGACCAGAUCGACAUCACCUCCCCAGGAAACGAGGUUUACCAUAAUCUCUAUAAAUACGAAAUACCAGUGGUCUUUCUGGAAGGCCAGUACCUGUGCAAGCAUCGAUUGGACGUUCACCACCUGCAGAGGCGACUGGAGGAGAUCGAGAACAGAUGCUGAAUCCCUUGCAUUGAGCCCUUCAAUUUUUAUAAUAAAAUUCACCUACAACAAUAUAUUUUUCCUGUCUAAA
Messenger RNA from Diachasmimorpha longicaudata, 1780 nucleotides. RefSeq names its product acetyl-CoA acetyltransferase, mitochondrial (gene Acat1). NCBI's taxonomy places the organism in Eukaryota, Metazoa, Arthropoda, Insecta, Hymenoptera, Braconidae. Gene Ontology annotation, cellular component: mitochondrion. Gene Ontology annotation, biological process: fatty acid beta-oxidation. Gene Ontology annotation, molecular function: acetyl-CoA C-acetyltransferase activity. Bases 205 to 1710 code for a protein of 501 amino acids. The transcript is spliced from 9 exons. The record is from RefSeq and is a predicted model, not a curated record.